AAACUAGAAGUAAUAAAAAAAUUAAGAGAACGACGUUAUUUCUAACUUGACGGAAAAUUAAGUCAAAACAACGAUUGAUCUGUUGUGAACAUAACACUUCAAAAGUUUACGUAAUUCUUUAAACAAACUCAAGGUCCAUUAAAAUCAAGUAAGAAAACCUAACCUGAAAGUUAUGAGUGUAAGAAGUUUUAUUUUUAAUACAACAGUGAGACAAACCUCUUUACUGAGGCAAAUAAGGCUUUCAUCAUGUUGGUCUUGUGGCAAAGACGUUAUGAACAUACAGCCUAGUUUGUUUUGUGGAAGUUGCAAUGCGUUACAACAGCCACCCAAAGAUGAAAACUAUUUUAAAAUUAUGGGGGUGAAGGAAUCCUAUGACUUAGACGAGUCAGAAUUAGCAAAGAAAUACAAGGAAUUACAGAAAUAUCUACACCCUGAUAAGUAUGCUAACAGAAAAAGAGAAGAACAAGAUAUCUCAGAAAAGUAUUCAUCAUUGGUUAAUGAAGCAUACAAGACCUUAUUGGAGCCAUUAAACAGAGGUAUUUACAUGUUGCGCUUACAAGGCAAAGAGAUACCAGAACAAACAGAAGUAGACCAAGCUUUCCUAAUGGAAAUCAUGGAAAAGAAUGAAGAAGUAGAAAAUGCGGAGACAGAAAAAGAAAUAAUGGAAUUAAACGCAGAAAACAAAGCCAAAAUAAAUAGUUUACAGAAAGAGGUCUCUGCUGCGUUUUUUGAAGGAGACAUGAAGAAAGUUAUCAAGUUAUUAGGUCUUAUGAAGUAUUAUACUAGCAUAGACACUCAAAUACAACUAUCUAUACGUAAUAAAGGAAUUAUACGGUAAAGUAAUAAUGCCUAGCACUUAUACCUACCUGAGUCAGGGUGGCGCCACUGUCGCAAACCUUUUUGUGAAACGGUUUAUCUU
Spodoptera littoralis (African cotton leafworm) is the source of this 919-nucleotide messenger RNA. The record is from the annotation of a GenBank genome assembly. Lineage: Eukaryota; Metazoa; Arthropoda; Insecta; Lepidoptera; Noctuidae.